Colletotrichum orchidophilum is the source of this 828-nucleotide messenger RNA. RefSeq lists its product as uncharacterized. Gene Ontology annotation, biological process: mycotoxin biosynthetic process. The coding region runs from base 1 to 828 and encodes 275 amino acids. The transcript has 4 exons. The record is from RefSeq and is a predicted model, not a curated record. NCBI's taxonomy places the organism in Eukaryota, Fungi, Ascomycota, Sordariomycetes, Glomerellales, Glomerellaceae.
AUGGCAUUCGAACAAUCCGGCGGCAAAGAGGACGAAUACGAGGCCUCGAGAGACUCGAGCCGAGAGGAGGCCAGGCUGAUGCCAUCCGCUAUCGAGCAGGCUCCUGCGCCGAGGCCGGGCAGACUGCAGAGGCUUGGUCCGACGUUUUUGCUCUCGCUGUCGAAUCUCAUCUCGCUGUCGGCUCUGCUGUUCCUGCUAGUCACGCGCGAUAACCCGAGGCCGUGUGUGCCGGACAGACAUCCGCAUUGGACUGCGCCGGAGAUCCCGGUUACCACGAUCCUCGAGGCCAACGACGACUAUACACGUGCGCCGGAUGAGGACGAAUUGAAGGCUUGGGACCACAUCAUGCCGUUGGGCAGAGGCCUUGUCAUGGUCAACAGCACCGGUCUCCCCGACAUGCCCGGCCUGGACCAGUCUUUCCCCCGCGGCGCAUCAGGCUGGACCAGUAUCUCGCACCAACUACACUGCGUUUACGCAACCAAACACGCCUUCUACGACCUCUACUACAACCGCACCGGCGACAAGACACAACCCCUCUUUGGCGUCGGCUGGCAGCUCGAGCACCUCAACCACUGCUGGGACUACAUGCGGCAGACCAUCAUGUGCAAUCCAGAUCUGACACUCGAGUGGCGGGGUAAGAAGGAGGGGACGGGCUGGGGGUAUCAGCGGCAGUGCAAAGCCUGGGGCCCGAUUUACGACUGGCUCGAGAAGCACCGGAUUACGAAUGAUCGGGGGAUUUUGGCGCUCGGGUAUGAGCGGAAGCCGUUGGAUACUAGUGUUGUGCCGGGGGUUUGGUCGAGUAAAGACCUGGAAAAUAUUGAUGUAUAG